Molecule: messenger RNA, 1845 nt
Organism: Mytilus trossulus (common blue mussel)
Lineage: Eukaryota; Metazoa; Mollusca; Bivalvia; Mytilida; Mytilidae
Exons: 1
Coding region: 1-1845 (614 amino acids)
Molecular function (GO): protein binding
Source: RefSeq, a predicted model, not a curated record
AUGACCACGGUUAGAGACAUUUUUUCAAGUACCAAGUCAUCUACAUUUAUAACAAGUGGAAGCUUUGGAGAAGGACUUGAAAUGCGAGGAAGUGAUAUAGAUAUAAUGCAAGUAGACAAAUCUAUUAAGGUGAAUGAGGAUGAACAACACGACUUUGAUCCAAGUAUAACUUGUCUGUCCAUGGAAACAGACGAUGUCAAACCUGGUUUUACUCAAUUAAAACUAGACUAUAGCAGAAGUCAGUAUAUUGUGGAAUUGUGUGAAGAACAUAAUGGUAAACAUUAUUUUUCGAGUGCAUUAUGGAAGGGAAAUAUGUUAAUGUAUAAAGGCGAUACAAUUCAUGGACCGUGUAUAUCUGACAAAGGAGGACUUUUAGAUAAUGCCUUUUCUUUGCAUUGUAAAACGUGGAUAUCUUCUGCUGUAAAUUGGAUAACAAGAUCAAGUAGCUCAUGGCCUAGUCAUAACGUCACACAAAGUAUUAUAAAACACGGAGUACUUUUUGUACCGAUCGGAGUUCACGGGUCACCAAAAGAAGAUCUAGAAUGGCGAGUAUCUUUUUCAGUGGCUGAAAAACUUCUAAUUAAUACAUUUACUCACACCCAGUUAAUUUGCUAUGCUCUCUUGAAAAUAAUUUUGAAAGAUGUUAUAGAGAAUGACUCUGAAUGUAAAGAUUUACUCUGUUCUUAUUUCCUGAAAACAAUUAUUUUCUGGAUAUCCGAAGAACUACCAUCAUCUUUAUGGAAGCCUGGUAAUCUUAUACCUUGUUUUAUGCGAUGUUUUAGCAGGUUAGUCUAUUGUGUCAAGCAUUCAGUUUGUUUACAUUACUUCAUUCCAGAAAACAACAUGUUCGAGAACAAAAUAGAGGGCCGUGCUCGUGAUGUAAUUUUAGACAAAUUAAACACGUUACACAGCUAUGGUUGGCGAUGCAUUUUAUUUACAGAUCAAAUAUCUAACUUUGAUGUAUCGAUGUGGAAUUUUCCAUUUGAACCAUCUACAUUAUAUAUAAAUGACGUUAACAAAAUAGUGCAAUCCAGAAAUUUGCAUUUUGCGAAUUGUUUCUUAGAAACUUAUUCUGAGUUAGAUAUAGUCAACAAAGGAUUAUUACACAACAUAUGGUGUCACCAUGUUUCACUAAAGCAAUUAUAUGCAUACUACAUAUCACAUAGGUGCAGAAGAUUAGCUCAGCGGUUACCACUUGAUGGUUCAAUUAUCAACAAUAAAAACCAAUACAAACAGUACAAAUCCUGUCUAAGUACUCUGCUAAUGAAUCUCUAUCAUGACGCUGUUUCUGGAUGGCUGAUGAUAGCUUCAUUGUUUUACAAAACAAAGCAAUACAGUAAAGCUUUACACAUAAUAAGGUAUUCUAUAUCGAAAUGUACUUCCGAUAAACUGUUCUAUGGAUUGACUCUGUCAGAUAUCCAUUACCAGUCAUUUAAACUAUUGCCAUUCAACAAAAAGAGUGUUGUUUAUCUUCUGAAAAUACUAUUCGUAGAUCUUACACGAUUUCAUGUGAAUUCACCGCUAACACCAUACGAAAUUGUAAUAGAGGGAUGGAACCAACCAUAUUUCUUUCCAUCCACAGCGUAUGCUUUUUGCCUUAGUGCUCUUUGUCAUAAUCACCUCAAUAAUGUUAAACAUUGUCAGGAUUCUAUUCAUGAUUUAAAACUUGUUAUAGAAGAGCAAUAUUUGAUGUCAGAUUGGGGGUAUAAAGCGGAGGCCUACACUUUAUUGGGAAUUGCUUUACAAUUAUUUGGCGACAAGGAAUCCGCACGACAAGCUUUUUUACAAUCUUUCACAAUCUCUCCCGAUGAAUCGCACAAUUCUGCAGCAAGGAGACUUUUGUAA